Messenger RNA from Rotaria sp. Silwood1, 1077 nucleotides. The record is from the annotation of a GenBank genome assembly. NCBI's taxonomy places the organism in Eukaryota, Metazoa, Rotifera, Eurotatoria, Philodinida, Philodinidae.
AUGGCUUGCUUGAAAAGUGAUGUUAAAAUGUAUUCGAAAACUUUGAUAGCAAUUAGUAUCAGUAAUACAAGCGAACGUCCUCUACAAGAUAUCGAUGAAGAACAAGUGAGCUCUCUAUGCUUUCAGCUAUUGAUUGAAGUUAUUUAUCGUUUUCCACAAACAUUGACAGCACAACAACAAAUGAUUGAAGAAUGUCGUGAAAAUGAUGUAGAUAACCCAUCUCAAUUACGGUUAAUUGGUACACAAAAUAUUGAUACAAUUUUUAAUUAUCAUUAUUUUCUAACUGAUUUAUUUAAACAAUUGACUACACUUUAUCAAGAUCAAUUUGGUAAAAAAACAGGCAAACUAACUGUUUAUUGUGGUCAACAAAUAAACGCACAAAAAUUGGAAAAAUUGAAGAUUAAUCAAGGUCGUCUUAUAUCAAUUAAUACAUUUUUCUCAAUAUCAACAUCAUGUUCAGUUGCAGUCGAUUUUUCUGACAAUGGUGAACAUCAGUCUAUGGGUAUUGGAUCUGUUGUCUUUGAAAUUGACAUUGAUCUUAACAAAGCUAUCAAUGAAUUAAUAGAACCGGUCGGAUUUCAUGAUGAAUGGUUUGCUAUUGUACACAGUAAUAUUGGAAUGGUAUUUGAUGCACGUAGUGAGUUGUUCAGUACAAUCUAUAAUGGUAUGGCAACUAUUUUUCAACGGCAAGCAAUAAAACAUUAUACUGCUGCUUGGCAAUGUUAUAUGAAUCGGCAAGCUGCUCAUAGAAAAGAAAUUGCAAUUACUCGUCACAACAUUGCGGUUAUUCAACGAGAUUUUGGUAAUUAUGAACAAGCUUGUACACACUUACACGAAAGUCUUAGUAUUCUAAACGAAGAAGAAUAUGAAAUACGUUCCCAGUUUUGUGCUGCACUUGCCGAAACUUACGUAAAAAUGAAUGAUUGGCCUCAUGCACGAGUUUAUUUUCAAACUGCAAUAGAAUUAGCAGCACAAGCAAAAAAUUCAACUGAAUCAAUCGUUGUCACAUAUAGAAAUAAUCUGGAGAAAAUAAUGUCUAUGAUCGAUAAUAAUACGGUUGAAAGUUCCAUUCAAUAA